Aspergillus thermomutatus is the source of this 2151-nucleotide messenger RNA. Its product is annotated as putative CP2 transcription factor. Lineage: Eukaryota; Fungi; Ascomycota; Eurotiomycetes; Eurotiales; Aspergillaceae. Gene Ontology annotation, molecular function: DNA-binding transcription activator activity, RNA polymerase II-specific; RNA polymerase II cis-regulatory region sequence-specific DNA binding. Gene Ontology annotation, cellular component: nucleus. The coding region runs from base 1 to 2151 and encodes 716 amino acids. The transcript has 4 exons. Gene Ontology annotation, biological process: regulation of transcription by RNA polymerase II. The record is from RefSeq and is a predicted model, not a curated record.
AUGUUUGGCAAAAGGACGACGUCGCGGAAGCCUGGAGCAGAGCUCAUCGGGGAGUUUCAACAAAAGUUUUCCCAUGUCAUCGCAGACCCCUUUCUCACGCAGGCGCCACUCGAGCACGCCAACGCGAAGCUCGCAAACCCUCCCAUCCUUCCAUCACAACAAUACCAUGCCCCGUUCAACGAUUCCCUGGCGAUCCCGAACGUAGUUGACUAUGUCACUCAUCCAGGUCAGCAAGUCGGACAUCUUACUCCAACCGCUAAUCAGAUGUGCGCCGUAGUCCAUAGUCCUGCAGGUGACCUUCACACUCCAACUGUUGAAUGGAAUCUGGCCAGCACGCCUUGGAUAUGGGAUCAGAUGCUCAGCGUACAGCCAGACCUUCAGAAUCAACAACCACAACCACAACCACAACAACCAAAUGGACACGCGACGACGGCAACCCGAGGUGUGGACGUCUUCGAGUCGCAUUACCAGCAUCAUCUGUUUCAGAACAUGGACCCGUUUGCGUCAAACCACAUACUACCAAGCAACGUGUCGUUCGGUGCAAACUCAGACUACGAUCCAUUGGAUACGUCGAAUCAUCAAGACUCAUAUACAGAAUCGUUGGGACAUGCCACGCAGCUUCCACUGCCGGUGGCCUCGGACGCGAUCGAUCGCGCCGACUUUCCCUCCAAGCUAGAGACUCCAUUCCGCUACCGUGUCACUCUCCACGCUCCCACCGCUAUUGCGGAUCAUGCGCAUGAACCGCCAGUCACCUAUCUCAACAAGUCCCAGGCAUACUCGGUAUCCAUUGUCGACUCCACGCCCCCAGCGCAUGUCCCCCAGCCAGUGAAAUAUCGCACGAGUGUGAGAAUCAGCUUUGAGGAAGCGGCGCAUCGAUCGAACCCCGCCAGGUGCUGGCGGCUUUGGAAGGAAGCGCGAGGGGCGGUCGAGGCCCAGCAACGAGGGGGAAAGAUGCGAGCGUUGGAGUUUGUGGACCUGCGGUUGGGAUCGAAGAAGAACGCGCCCCGUAUAAAAAAGGUGGACAGCGCCUCCUUUGAUGGGUUUUGUGUAACCUGGACGGGCACUCCGGGAGCGGGUUCUUCCGAGUGUGUGGUCAAUGUUCGCUUGAAUUUUCUGUCUACGGAUUUCAGUCUUUCCAAGGGUGUCAAGGGCGUUCCUACUAGGUUGUGCGUCAAGACGGAGAUGAUUGGCCUCGAGGAUGGCACGCCUGCACCGGGAAUUGGUACCGAAGCCGAGAUUUGCUACUGCAAGGUCAAGGUGUUCCGGGACCACGGAGCGGAAAGAAAGCUGUCCAACGAUGUGGCGCAUGUGCAGAAAGCGAUUCACAAGGUCGAACGACAAAUCGCGCAGGGAGAUAUCGACGGCAAUAAUGGUCUUGGAAAGCGGAAACGCCGAAAGGGCGUGGGACACGGGUUGACCAAGAAUCAUACCGUGUCGAUGAGCCUGUCUCCCAGCCGUUCCAACAGUCUGACGGGAAUAGACGAUCUGCAUCGGGCUCUGUUCGAGCUGCGCAACCUCUUCUCGUCCUCCCAGCCAGUGAGCGUGCUCUCGCUGCAGGGCGAUGUGCUGGAUGAUCCGGAUCAAUCACCAGUCUCUCUGCCUCGGGACUCUUCCACGCCUGUGUCUCUUGGACGAGGCAGUGUGUCGGAGACUGAUGCAGGGGUCAACUUUCAUGGCGACCUCGUGCAACUUCCUCGUCGUCCUUUCGGGAGGGAAGGAAGUACCGUUGAGCCGAAGACGGAAUCUCCAGAUCUGGUCUUCAGCGAUCUAAAUGGUCGAUCUUCGCCGGAGUCGGAUAACGGUGAUCGUGCAUCCAGCUAUCGGCAUGUGGCCUGUUUCUACGUGCGAAUCCAGGACAACAAGCAGCAGGAGCCCUACUACCGCGCCGUAUACCUCAGUGAGCGAACAACAUCCGACUUCAUUUGCCAACUGUCAAAAAAGUACAACGUCCAUCCAGACCGUAUCCUCCGUCUCGUCCAUACCACGCCGAACAGUCUACGUAUCGCCGUCGACGAUGAUGUCGUUGCGGAAAUCCCCGAAGGACAGGAUAUGAUUGCUCAAUUCACCGAGGUUCCUGCUCAGUUGAGCAGCGACGGACAGGACGAGGGAGAGGGAUAUAGCACCGGGUACGAGGUUCAGUUGGUUUUUUAG